Haliotis rubra (blacklip abalone) is the source of this 2575-nucleotide messenger RNA. Its product is annotated as polyunsaturated fatty acid 5-lipoxygenase-like. Bases 281 to 2281 code for a protein of 666 amino acids. The transcript is spliced from 15 exons. Gene Ontology annotation, biological process: lipid oxidation. Lineage: Eukaryota; Metazoa; Mollusca; Gastropoda; Lepetellida; Haliotidae. The record is from RefSeq and is a predicted model, not a curated record. Gene Ontology annotation, molecular function: metal ion binding; protein binding; oxidoreductase activity, acting on single donors with incorporation of molecular oxygen, incorporation of two atoms of oxygen.
UGUGUUAUAUCCGUGUUCAGUCAUUCAAGUGCUGUGUAUCCGUUGUCAUAUUACAGGAUGCAUUCUCCACUGUAACACAGUAACAAAGCAUCUACGUCUCAUUCUAGAACUGUCGGCCAUUCAGAUAGUGCAGUUCUUUUAUAGUCGAAUAUAUAUCAAGACUGAGAUCUUGUACAUUGUUCAUCUAACCUGUGAAUACGAAAACAGCCUCCACGAAAGCCAUUGGCCGUAGCGAAAGCAGCGAGUAAUUGAGCUGUUACUGCGAGUUCGUUGUUUAAACAUGUUGUCCUGCUUCAAUCACGAGUUUGUUAUUCAUGUGCGGACUGGGGACGUACAAGGGGCAGGUACUGAUGCAAAUGUGUCUGUUAUACUUCACGACGAGCAAGGCUCAUCAACAAACCAGCUUCAACUCAACCAUGCCUUCAAGAAUGACUUUGAAAGAGGGAACCUGGAUGUGUUUCAACUGCCAAGGGAUAAGACUGAAUUUAUUAACAAGCUUGGCAAACUGGAAAUAUUCCGUGACGAUUCUGGAUUUGGAAGUUCCUGGUACGUUGAAAGAAUCACAGUUGAGAACAAGUCUAACGGCGACGUGUACAUCUUCCCCGUACUCAGGUGGCUGCGACCUCAUUACCACUACGUGUUUCGGGAAAAUGACACCUUCCUUCCACAGGAUGAUGCCAAACAGGAGCAGAGGAGGCUGGACUUGGAGGACAAGCGCAAAGUCUACGUAGUGGACACAAGUGAUGUCGCUCUCCCGGCCUCGAUCAAGGAUCUGCCUCUUGAAGAGCAGAUUACAAGCCAACAUCGUUGGGAUAUACAGAAGUUAAAACUGAACCUGAUAGCUCAGAGCAGCAUCACGAUGUUGACAACAGGCAGAUGGAAGAGCCUUGAUGGCAUCAGGAACGUUUACGUCCGGAAAAUCUUCAACGAACCAUGGGCUAGUCGCUUGUGGAGGGAAGAUUCGUUCUUCGGAUACCAGAGGCUUAACGGACCCUGUCCCUGUCUCAUUCGACUUUGUUCCGAUAUUCCACAAAAACUCGCUGUCACAUCGGAAGAUCUUGAGCCAAUCUUGGAAGGGCAGUCCAUGGAAGAAGCCUUGUUCAAAAAGAGAUUGUUUUUAUGUGAUAUGGACAUUCUCGACAACUUAGUGUGCAAAGGCACAGACUACGUGGUGUGUGCCCCUAUUGUAUUGCUGUAUCGGAACAAUAAAGACCAGCUCCUACCAGUUGCCAUCCAGUUGUUCCAGGAACAAGGAGCAGAUAACCCUGUGUUUCUACCAUCCGACGACCCGAACACGUGGCUGCUGGCAAAAAUGUGGUACAACCAGUCAGAGGCCACCUACCACCAGUCGCUCGUCCAUCUUGGAUAUACCCAUCUGCUGAUGGAGGGAGUGAUAGUGGCACUUCACAGACAGGUGUCCAUCUCACACCCAAUCUUCAAACUCCUGGCUCCGCAUCUUCUGUUCCUGCUUCCGAUCAACAAACUUGCUGUGGAGAAACUUUUGGCGGUUGAUGGAUGGAUCGACAAGACGAUGUCAUGCGGAAGGAAUGGCGUGCUCGACUUGAAUAGGAGGAGAAGAUGGCGGAUGGACAUACAUGGUAUAUUGCCAGAAGACCUGGAGACCCGAGGGGUGUCCGAGGAGAACGUUCUUCCUGGGUACUACUACCGUGACGACUCUCUACUUCUGUACAAUGCAAUAAAAACCUACGUUACAAGUUACGUUGGCCUGUAUUAUGAUACACCCCAGCGUCUCCUUGACGACACAGAAAUACAGGCCUGGGCUAAGGAGAUGGUUCAGAGUCGGGAGGACGGCGGGAUUGGUCUACAGGGAGUACCUGGUGAUGGGGAAUUCCAUGAGCUGGAGCAGCUGAUCCUGACGUUGACGUCGAUCAUCUUCACCUGCAGCGUCCAGCACGCCGCCGUGAACUUCCCCCAGUACGACUACUACGGCUUCCCGCCGACCUACCCACUCAGCCUCAUUGGGAGACCACCAACAGACAAGAGUCCCAGGACAGAAGCCGACAUCCUCAAUGCUCUGCCCGACAAGAAACUGACAAUGGAUGCAAUGAUCGUCACCAAAAUACUCAGCCAGAAGGGAGUCAAAGGUCUGGGAGACUUUGAGGUUGAUUUCAUAUUUGAUCCCAAGGCACAGAAAAUAGUUGAAAGCUUCCGGGAGAAGCUUGAGAAGAUAGGUGUGAUCAUCAAUGAACGAAACAAAUCACUGGAUCUUCCGUAUGAGUAUCUACAUCCGAGUUCAAUACCAAACUCCAUCAGUGCCUAGGACGCCUGGCAGGAUACGGGGGACAUGCAGUUAAGGAACGACUCCUCCGAAAACUGUAUUUCGACGGCAGUGCAUCUUACUUGCCCCUGUCAGACAUCCGAGACGUCUCCACAUAUUGAACUACACAUGAGGAUACAUAAAAUACAGACGCUUAAUUUGUCAUUUGAAACUUUCAUAAUUAAUUAGUUAUUUUUGUGGUAUUGUUUCUUCAAUACCUUUCCAGACAUUUGGUUUAUUAUCUUUUAAUUGAUUGCUUGUUUUGUUCAGUUUUUCGGAAAUAUUACGACAUCUUUA